Messenger RNA from Geodia barretti, 822 nucleotides. The record is from the annotation of a GenBank genome assembly. NCBI's taxonomy places the organism in Eukaryota, Metazoa, Porifera, Demospongiae, Tetractinellida, Geodiidae.
AUGGCAACUGCAAAGGUAAAUGGCGCGGAACUGUAUUACGAGGAGAACGGCAGCGGCCCUCCCAUCAUCCUGUCGCCCGGCGGGCUGCAGGGCGUGGCCAGCAGCUACUCGCCAGUGGUGGGGGCCCUGUCGCAGGAGCACCGGGUCAUCGUCUACGACCGGCGGUUCGGCGGGCAGUCGCGCAGCCCGAUGGUCGUGCAGACCUGGGAAAUGGUGUGCGACGACGUGUUCGGCCUCAUGGACGCGCUGGGUCUCGAGCAGAGUAUCCUGGGCGGCGGGUCAUUCGGUGCCGCCAUCUCCUUCGGCUGCGCCUAUCGUCGGCCGGAACGCGUCCGGGCUAUCUUCCCGUCCAACAUAGCCGGUGGGGUCAUCUGCGACGGCUACCUGACGUCCAAGGUGUUCAAGAGCAUGGAGAUCGCGGCUGCAGAUGGCAUUGGCGCAGUGAUCGACGCUUUCGAUGCCGACGACCGCUUCGCCCCCUACAGCCCCGAGAUCGCCCAGACCGAUGCGGAGUACCGCAAGAACCUGGAGGCGAUGGACACCGAGGAGUUCAUCCAGGUGAUGCGGGACACCGCCCACGCCCUGUUCGGCGGGCCGUUCCCGACGCUGGGCAGCACCAAGGAAAUGCUGCGGAGCAUCCGUGUCCCCACGAUGAUCAUGCCCGGCUAUAACGACGUGCACCCCAGAUCCGUGGCCGAGAUGGCCCAUCGCAAUGUCCCCAACAGCCAGUGGGGAGAGUGCAAACCCCACUCCGACGAGCCGGAGAAGUACGCCAAGCGGGUGCUAGAGUUUCUUGCGGAAGUGGAGGCCAACGGGGGUUAG